This is a messenger RNA of Thermothelomyces thermophilus ATCC 42464, 1284 nucleotides long. RefSeq lists its product as uncharacterized. NCBI's taxonomy places the organism in Eukaryota, Fungi, Ascomycota, Sordariomycetes, Sordariales, Chaetomiaceae. The transcript has a single exon. The record is from RefSeq and is a predicted model, not a curated record. Bases 294 to 758 code for a protein of 154 amino acids.
CCAUCCCGGUCUUAAAAGUCCUUUCUCCUGCUCCAGACUUCCCCUCAAAACCGAACGGUGUCACAGCAACCAGCCAUAUUUGCGGCAAGUCGCAAUCACCUCAAUUUCAGAUCUCUCGACCGUAAAAGCUCAGCCUUCACAUCGAGCUCUCCUCUGCAAAAGUCUCCGGACAACAACAAGACACAACGGCACUGUAGCCACCGCAUACCACAAGUACUCUACAUACCCAUAUACAAAGGCACCGCGACCUACUCCACCACCUAGCAACAAGCAACCAAUUCAAAGAGGUUAUAAUGGCCUACACCAUCACCGAACCACACCCGACGGUGCCCCAAAACAGCUACACCCACUCGGGCCGCGGCGGCCUUGGCAACUUCUUCCGUGCGCCAGCAACGACCUCCCCAAGCGGCGUGCCGACCCCGGCCACCACGAGCACGACCUCCUCCUCCAGCAGCCGCCGCUUCUACUCGGGCCGCGGCGGCGCCGGUAACGCCCACGCGGCCUCGGAGCGGCCCGUGAUCUCGUUCGACGAGGAGUACGCGCGCGCCGAGGUGCGCGAGAAGAAGGCGGCCGGCAUGAGCCACGUCGGGCGCGGCGGCGCCGGCAACAUCUUCUUCACUAGCCCCUCGGCAGACGAGGACGGCGCCACGCUCGGUCGUCGCGACUCGGCCAGCACCCAGGGCAGCUGGCGGUCCUCGACGUCGACCGUCAGCUCGCUCGCCGGCUUCUGGGGUCGGGUGAAGAGCGCGGGGCACUAGAGCUCUCUCUCUCACUCACACACUCUCUCCCUUUCUCUCCUUUGUUGUCUAAUCGGUUGUAUUGUCUUUGCAAGCAAGGCGUUUUGGCGAGCGUCAAGGGAAGGGCUAUGUGUUAGGAGCGGCGACCAUGUCACGCUCAAAGUCCGUUCUGGGUUUGGGCACGGUGAAAAGGGAAAAAAAAAAAAGUUCAUGUGAUGUUGAGGAAGGGAACGGAUGGAGCACGGGUUGUGUCAGUAGGGCAGAGCUCUGCUCGCCCGUCAUGCACGAGGAAAAAGGAUCAGAACAAAAAGAAAAAGGCGCGGGAUUCAUGGGGAUGGGCGUUCUUCUUGACGGACUUGUACGAAUCAAUAUACCCCCAACUGCGAUGAUGGUUUUUCUUGGCACAAUGUACUCAUUAUGAGUCUUUUGGAUUUCUGCGCAUCGGUGAAUCGUGAUGCCCUUGAUCAUGGAAAGAGAUUUCCACCAGUUAUUCUGUCUAGCCAAGGCCUUGUUCCGUCAAUCAAAACUGGGUAUCAUUCAUCUUCUC